Clupea harengus (Atlantic herring) is the source of this 2751-nucleotide messenger RNA. Its product is annotated as tripartite motif-containing protein 16-like protein. Bases 401 to 2071 code for a protein of 556 amino acids. The transcript has 6 exons. The record is from RefSeq and is a predicted model, not a curated record. Lineage: Eukaryota; Metazoa; Chordata; Actinopteri; Clupeiformes; Clupeidae. Gene Ontology annotation, molecular function: zinc ion binding; protein binding.
UUAAAUUUUGAGAAGUGAGGAAAGUGUCUUAUUGUUGAAAAUUUGCACCCCUACAGUGUCUCGAAAAAAUUAUUAAUAAUUUGUUAUUUGUUAUAAUGUGAACCUACUGCCUGCUUUUCUAUGUGAUAUUUAUCCUAUGCGUCCUGUUUUCCCAUAAUCCUUCUCUUGGGUUCACCCGAGGUAGUGUUGUUCUCUUGUGCUCUCUGCACUGCUGCCCCUCCCACUUCCUCCCACUCUCACAGACUUAGGAAGCCACUCCCACCCCUCAGUGCUCAGCCCUUUCCAGAGAAACGAAACUCAGUUCUGCCUCUAACUUGACUGUCAGGAAGAGAUCACAACAGUAACAGGAACAGAGAGAGAAAGAGGAAAAUACACAGAGACAGACAGAGAGUAACGCAAAAUGGCAGAGGCCAGUGUUUUAUGGGGUCAGGACCAGUUUAGCUGUCCAAUCUGUCUUGAUCUACUGAAGGAUCCUGUGACUAUUAACUGUGGACACAGUUUCUGUAUGGAUUGUAUCAAGGGCUGCUGGGAUCAGGAAUAUCUGAAGGGAGUCCACAGCUGCCCACAGUGCAGACAGACCUUCACUCCAAGGCCAGUUCUGGGCAGAAACACCAUGCUGGCUGAAGUGGUGGAGAAGCUGACGAUUAUGGGACUCCAGGAUGCUCCACCCGCUCACUGUUAUGCUGGACCUAGAGAUGUGGAGUGUGACGUCUGCAUCGGGAGAAAACGAAAGGCAAUCAAGUCCUGUCUAGUGUGUUUGGCCUCUUACUGUGAAACUCACUUCAGAGUUCAUAAUGAUCUCAACCCAGGGAAGAAACACAAAGUGAUUGAAGCGGCUGGUAAACUAGAAGAUCUGAUCUGUUCUCAUCAUGAUAAACUACUAGAGGUCUUCUGUCGCACUGAUCAGAGAUGCAUAUGUAUGCUGUGUGUCAUUGAUGAACAUAAUGGACAUAAAACAGUCUCAGUCGCAGCAGAGAGAACUGAGAAACAGAAACUGUUAGGUGAUACUCAGAAAAAAUCCCAACGGAUAAUCCAGGAAAAAGAGACUGAACUGCAGGACCUGAGACAGGCUGUGAAAACUCUUCAGAGUUCUGCACAGGCAGCAGUGGAGGACAGUGACAGGAUCUUUACUGAAAUGAUCCGCUCCAUUGAGAGAAGACUCUCUGAGGUGACAGAACUGAUCAGAGACCAGGAGAGGGCUGAGAUGAGUCGAGCUGAAGAACUCAUGGAGAAACUGGAGAAGGAGAUUGCUGACGUGAAGAAGAGAGAUGCUGAGCUGGAGCAGCUUUCACACACUGACAACCACAUUUGUUUCCUUCAGAGUUUCCAGUCUCUCUGUUCCUCAUCUGCAACUGACAACUCAUCCAGACACACGGUCCACACUGAUCUGUCUUUUGAUGAAGUAAAAGAAAGACUUUCUCAGCUCAGAGAGAAACUAGAGGAUGCACUCCAGCAGGGACUAAAGGACAUUUCUAAAACUGCAGAGCUUGUUAGCUUUCUAUCACUGCCUGAGCCCACGACCAGAGAGGAUUUCCUGGCGUAUGCUUGCCAGCUAACCCUGGAUCCCAACACUGCUCAUAAUGACCUCACACUGUCUGAGGGAAACAGAGUUGUAGAAAGGUGCCCUAAUGUGAAACAUUCAUAUCCUGACCAUCCAGACAGAUUUAAUUCAGUGGGUCAGGUGCUGUGUAGAGAAGCUGUAUCUAAACACUGCUACUGGGAGGUUGAGUGGUCAGGACCAAAUGUUUACAUUGCUGUAUCAUACAAAGGGCUCACAAGGAAAGGAGGGGCUAAAGAUUGUCUACUAGGAUACAAUAACAAGUCUUGGAGUUUGGACUGCUCUUCAUCUGGCUACACAUUCAUACAUGAUAAUAAUAAAAUGUCACUCCCUCAUAAGCCCACCUCCACCUCUAGAAUAGGAGUGUAUGUUGAUCACAAGACAGGAACUCUGUCUUUCUACAGUGUCUCUGAUACAAUGACUCUUCUGCACAAAAUACGCACCACAUUCACUGAGCCACUGUAUCCUGCCUUUUGGCUCAGAACUGGCGGCAAAAUCAAAUUGUGUCAGUGACCACAUACCAGCAGAAUCAAAACAUUAAUUUCAAUUCAAUUUGAAUGGAUAGAAGUCCCUGACACAAAGUUUCUAUCUUCAUUCAGCCCUUCUAGACUAGCUUUUGGGUUGCAUUUGAGUUACUAAAUUGUACAGAAGAAUGAACAGUGAUUGUGCAUGAACAUCACUUGCUUUAAUGUCGUGAGGACAGGACAAUUUGUGCCGUUAUCUACACAGAAGGUUUAUUACCGCAUAAACUUACUUCAUGUGGUAACAUAAUGUGGUAGAUGCACAUGGUCAAAUGAUGAUGGAAGAUAAAUAAAGCACGAGCUUACUUUUCAUCUGCAUGACUAGAACUAAAAUAUUAAUUUGACCUCAUAAGUGUUUGUAGGAGGGUUGUCGCUUCUAUUUGGCCGAGUUCCUGUAAUAUUCAAAAAACAAUAUUUCAGUUAGGAAUAAAUAAAUGUUGAUAGCCCAAAUAUAUUUUUAAUUAAUUUAACAAUGUAUUCUCUCCAUACACCAUAUUAUCACCUUUUUUCUCCCACACACUUUCUCUGUCUCUCUCCAACACUCUAGUGACACUCUCAUUGCACAUAUGCUCACACAUCCACUUCUCUCCCCUAGAAUUUUCUCUUUUUUUGAUGACUAAUGUUCUUCAUUAAUGUUUGUAUUAUUUGCAAUAAACUAAAAUCUUUCAAAUA